GCGGGCGCCGCGGGCAACGGCGGCGCGGGCGGCGGCAACGGCGGCAAGUCCAAGAGCUACUCGGCGUCGCGGCAGCCGCCGCGCUCCACCAACACGCCCAAGUGCCAGAGCAGCUACACGCCCAGCACGCCCAAGCCCAGCUCCGUCAUCGCCAGCCAGUCGCCCGCCUACUCGCCGGGCCAGCCGCCCCAGAGCCUGCUGGCCAUGGGGGGAGCGCCCGGCUACAGCGCGCCCGGGGCGCCCCAGAGCCUGCCGGGGGCGGCGCAGCCCGCGGGGGGCUUCAGCGGAGGGCAGGCCGGGGACCUGGGGGGCAAAGGCGGCGGCUACCAGGGCGGGGGGCAAGGCGGCGGGCAAGGGGGGCUGCAGCCCUGCGUCAGCGGCGCGGGCGCCUACUCGCCCGAGCAGCUGCAGGCGCUGCCCUACGGCGUCCAGCCCGAGGGGGGACAAGCGGGGGGCUACGGGCCGCCGGCCCCCUCGCAGGGCUUGCCCACCGCCAGCCCCUCGCUGACCUACAGCACCGGGCACUCGCCCGCCAUGCCGGGGCCGCCGCUGCCCUACGCCGGCCUGGGGGGCUCCAGCCCCUCGCCCAUCAUCCGCCCGCUGCAGUCGCCGCCGGCCGCCCGGCCGCAGAGCGGGGCGUCGCCGGGCCAGUCGCAGAAGUACCUGGGCUCCGUGCUCUCGCCGUCCUUCAUGGCCCCGCAGGGCUACGGCGCCGCGCCGGGCGGGGGGCUCGAGCGGCAGCCGCCCCCCGCCCCGCCGGGGGCGCCCCCCAAUUUCGGCAAGGGGGCCAAAGGCGAGGCGGAGCUGCUGGCGGCGGAGCGCAGCGAGGACGAGGAUUUCCUGAUCCAGCACCUGCUGCAGGCGCCCAGCCCGCCCCGAGAGGGGCUGGGGGGCUGCGAGGAGCGCCCCAAAACUCUGGGGGGCUACGGGGGGGCGCUGGGCAAGGAGGAGCGCUACCAGCUGCAGAGCGUCAUCCGGCCCAACUCCAACCUGGAGGCGCCGCUGGAGCUGGCGCUGCUCAAGGAGAAGAAGAAGCCGGAGAGAGGCAAAGAAUUCCGGGGGGCUGGCGGAGGAGGAGGGGGCGGCGAGGUGGCGGCCACCUCGGUGGUGCACUACGGCCACCAGCCGCCGCCCGCGCUCGACACGUACGAGCUGAAGAAGCCGCCCGAGCACCUGGCCGGCGGCAAGGAGCUGGGCCAGCCGCCGCACUCGUACCUGCCCAAAACCCCCGAGCACGGGCGGCUGGUGGGCGAGGGACCCCCGCUGGAGCCCCACAACCUCCUGCUGGACCCCUCCCCGGAGUUGGGGGGCUCGCUGCUGCCCUCGGUGCUGACGCACACGCAGAGCCAGCUGCACCCGCGGCCCAAGGCGAGAGCGCCGCUGGACGUUCACCUGCUGGAGCAGCAGAGGAUGCCGCCGCCGCCCCCGCCGCCGCCC
Messenger RNA from Onychostruthus taczanowskii (white-rumped snowfinch), 1437 nucleotides. Its product is annotated as proline-rich protein 12-like. The transcript has a single exon. The annotation marks the transcript as partial. NCBI's taxonomy places the organism in Eukaryota, Metazoa, Chordata, Aves, Passeriformes, Passeridae. The record is from RefSeq and is a predicted model, not a curated record.